Molecule: messenger RNA, 1752 nt
Organism: Camelus dromedarius (Arabian camel)
Lineage: Eukaryota; Metazoa; Chordata; Mammalia; Artiodactyla; Camelidae
Gene: SPRYD4
Product: SPRY domain containing 4
Exons: 2
Coding region: 51-674 (207 amino acids)
Molecular function (GO): protein binding
Source: RefSeq, a predicted model, not a curated record
GACGGCGGGGUCUCGGCCGGGGGGCGGGCCCUGUUCAUCCGUGCUGCAAGAUGGCGCUGCCCUUUGCACGCUCGCUGUGCCUGUGCCGCUGGGGAGCCAAACGAUUGGGAGUUGCCGCCGCGGAAGCCCGCAGAGGCAUCAGUUUCAAACUGGAAGAAAAGACCGCUCACAGCAGCCUGGUACUCUUCAGAGGUGACACAGGUGUCAAAUAUGGCAUGGUGGGAUUGGAGCCCACAAAAUUGGCCCUGAAUGUGGAGCGAUUCCGGGAGUGGGCAGUGGUGCUGGCAGACACAGCGGUCACCAGUGGCAGGCACUACUGGGAGGUGACAGUGAAGCGCUCCCAGCAAUUCCGAAUAGGAGUGGCAGAUGUGGACAUGUCCCGGGAUAGCUGCAUUGGUGUUGACGAUCGUUCCUGGGUGUUCACCUAUGCCCAGCGCAAGUGGCACACCAUGUUCGCCAAAGAGAAAGCCCCUAUUGAGGGCAUUGGGCAGCCAGAGAAGGUGGGGCUGCUGCUGGAGUAUGAGGCCCAGAAGCUGAGCCUGGUGGAUGUGAGCCGGGUUGCUGUGGUCCACACACUACAGACAGAUUUCCGGGGUCCAGUGGUGCCUGCCUUUGCCCUUUGGGAUGGAGAGCUGCUGACCCACUCAGGGCUUGAGGUGCCUGAAGGCCUCUAGUAUGUCCAUUGCUGAAGUACCUAAUCAUGCUCUUGGCCAGUCUUCCGCUCUAAGUGUCCGAAACCUUUUAACUGUUCCCCAAGCAACCGCUAGCUCCCACAAUUCAGUGUCGGGUCUUCUGUGCAAUAUCUUAGUCAUCUUCCACUCCCUUACCCUGUGAAAGCUAGGCAUACAGCCACCCUCUCUCCGCCCCCACACUACUGCUAGUUUCCUAGGCUGUCAUGAAUGUACUUUCUCUGACUUGCUUCCUUCAGUCUCUCUGCCUCCCUGUACCCUGGUCUUUCACAGACUGUAUUCAGUCCUGGGGGCUUAAUUUCCAGCUAUGUUUGAAUUUAUUCUUCACUGUGCUACCUCUCCCUCCUUUUGCCCACAUGUAACUUUGUUUGUUUUGGGGACUCUACCGAAUCUCUCCAGAGUAAAUCUUUUCUACCUCUGGCUGGAGGAGUGGUGCAGUGAAUGAUUUGGCCCUUUCUGUACAGCAUUUACAGUCUGGGCUCUGGCUCCCUCAGGAAGUGCUUUGCUGACUAUCAGAGUAACAGCCAUCCUUCCCCAAUACCUUAGUGUUACAGACUCAGUCCCAUACAGCUGCAGCUCUCCUAAACCUGAGCUCAUCUGCCUUAAUCUGCACACCUCUGACACCUGGUCAAUCUGUUGGACUCAUUGGACCCAGUUACAACCAUGACCAAAGGGGAAGAGACAUUUGGGGCUUACUGAGGGAAUUGGUGUUAGAAACUUUAUUCUUGGGAAGUUCCAUCUUCAUUUUUGCUACAGUUGUGACUUCUAGAAGGAGGAGGGAGGCCUGAGGUCUUACACAGUCUAUUUUGAGACCUGCUCAGACCCAUUUGCCUCCCCUGUCAGAAUACACGUAACCUAAAGCAGUAUUGGUAGCUGAGGAAAACCUAGUGGGGUGAGUGAGUAUGUGUGUGAAAUAUGUGUUGCUUGGGCUCUGUCUGACUCUGUGGUUCCAUCUUAUUCUCCCUUUAUGAUGGUGAUGCAGCUAGAUGCUGCUAGGGGAGAAAGAGAAGGACUGGGUCCAGUAAAAAUAAUUUGUGUAAUUAAAGUUUAUUUGAGCACAAAA